AGAUAGGCGCAGAGAUAGAGAGAGAAUGAUGCAAAAGCGACAGCCGAAAAGGGGGAGGAGGAACAAAGAAGAGAGGCAAACAUGUUUAUAAAUCUAGCCCCGGACUGCUUAGUCCUUCCUCCCCUCCUCUCCCGCCCUUGCCUUGUCCCUUCUCGUCUCAUCUGCAUUCUCCCCGAGAUUCUCCCUUUCUCCGCUUUUUGUACAGACGAGGAAGAAACCAGCAGCCGUUUGGUCAUGGGGAACUGCUUUGAGACGCCUGCGCAGGCUGUAAGCCCCACAGACACCAGGAUUCCCAGUCCAGGGCGAUCGACGACCAGGACGACCGGCAGCGACCUCACCGCUACCACUGGCAAACUGUCGACGAUCAGCAACUCAUCUCUUGGGCAAUCGAUAGGCAGCAGCGUGACCAUUGGUGACGCAUACCCGGAGGGCCGGAUCCUGGAGGCACCAAAUCUCGUGAUCUUUACCUUUGCUGAGCUGAGGAGCGCGACGAGGAACUUUAAGCCUGACUGUGUUCUUGGCGAAGGAGGAUUCGGUAGGGUGUACAAGGGAUGGGUGGACGAGAAGACCCUGAAUCCAACGAAGAGUGGGAUUGGGAUGAUUGUGGCUGUCAAGAAACUGAACCCUGAGAGCUUGCAAGGGUUGGAGGAAUGGCAGUCUGAAGUGAAUUUUCUAGGGAGGUUGUCACACCCCAAUCUUGUUAGGCUCUUAGGCUACUGCUGGGAGGAGAAGGAGCUUCUCCUUGUCUAUGAGUACAUGGCAAAAGGGAGCUUGGAGAAUCAUCUUUUCAGAAAAGGAAAAGCUUACGAGCCGCUCUCGUGGGACAUAAGGAUGAAGAUAGCGAUCGGUGCGGCUCGAGGUCUUGCUUUCCUGCAUCUGUCGGAGAAGCAAGUCAUAUAUCGGGACUUCAAGGCCUCCAACAUCCUUCUUGACGCCAACUUCGUCCCCAAGCUCUCGGACUUCGGGCUGGCGAAGAACGGGCCGACCGGAGGGCAAUCCCAUGUCACGACGCGAGUCAUGGGCACCUAUGGAUAUGCAGCUCCAGAGUACGUCGCCACAGGUCAUCUGUACGUGAAGAGCGACGUGUACGGGUUCGGCGUGGUGUUGCUGGAGAUGCUCUCCGGGCUGCGGGCGCUGGACACGACGCGGCCGAGCGGGCACCACAACCUGGUGGACUUCGCCAAGCCAUUUCUGUCGGAUCGACGUAAGCUGGCCCGGCUGAUGGACCCGAGGCUGGAGGGGAGGUACCCGUCGAAGGCUGCACAGCAGGCGGCGCAGCUCACGGUCAGGUGCCUGGCCGGCGACCCGAAGAGUCGCCCAUCGAUGAAGGAGGUCGUGGAGACGCUGGAGCAUAUCGAGGUCAUGACGAGCAGGCCGAGGGAGUCGAAAUCCGGUUCUCCCCGGCCUUUAUCAAGAUAAAAGGCUUGGUAAGAGCACCCGCAAGUUAAUCAAAAGAUGAGAUAUGAGAGACAUGUAGCU
Musa acuminata subsp. malaccensis (wild Malaysian banana) is the source of this 1479-nucleotide messenger RNA. RefSeq names its product probable serine/threonine-protein kinase PIX13. Gene Ontology annotation, biological process: protein phosphorylation. The record is from RefSeq and is a predicted model, not a curated record. NCBI's taxonomy places the organism in Eukaryota, Viridiplantae, Streptophyta, Magnoliopsida, Zingiberales, Musaceae. Gene Ontology annotation, molecular function: protein kinase activity; ATP binding.